Messenger RNA from Dipodomys ordii (Ord's kangaroo rat), 1002 nucleotides. Its product is annotated as melanoma-associated antigen B4-like. NCBI's taxonomy places the organism in Eukaryota, Metazoa, Chordata, Mammalia, Rodentia, Heteromyidae. Gene Ontology annotation, cellular component: nucleus. Bases 1 to 1002 code for a protein of 333 amino acids. The record is from RefSeq and is a predicted model, not a curated record. Gene Ontology annotation, biological process: negative regulation of transcription by RNA polymerase II. The transcript has a single exon.
AUGCCGAGGGGGCAGAAGAGUCGGCAGCGCAUGCGUGCUAAGCGUUACCAUGCACGUGGUCAGAGCCGUGGUCUGCAGGAGGCAAAGACCAAGGCAGAGGAGGACGUGGAGUCGGCCACGUCUUCUGUUAGCGAUGAUGAUACUUCCCCUAGUCCUCCUGAUAUCUGCACCCUGGAGCACUUUUGGGAUGAUAUGCCAUCUGGCUCUCCCAACGCAGGUGUUUCCUGUGCGAGUUCCCAUGCAGGUGUCAUGAGUCUCGAUGAAGAUGCUGGCGAGACCACGUCAGUGAGCAUCUUCUCGGAGGGAUCUAUCACUCAGAGAAUGUGUAGAGAUCCUAUCGCCAGAAAGACGCGUCGGCUAGUGCAGUACCUGCUGGAGAAAUAUAAAACCAAAGAGCGCGUCACUCAGGCAGAUAUGCUAAAAGUAAUUAAAAAGAAACACAAGCAACACUUCCCUGACAUGUUCAGAAAGGCCCGUGCCCGCAUGGAACUAGUCUUUAGUAUUGAGUUGCAGGAAGUAGACCCCAAUAGUCAAUCCUAUACCCUUGUCAGCAAGUUUGGUAAUGUCGAUGGCAGUGUUAGUGGCUGGGUGCCCAAAACUGGCCUGGUGAUGACACUCCUGGGUGUGAUAUUCAUGAAUGGUAACCAUGCGAGUGAAGAAGAAAUGUGGGACUUCCUGAAUGCCUUCGGGAUCCAUGCUGGGAGGAAGCAUUUAAUCUUUGGGGAACCCCGCAAACUCAUCACCAAAGAUUUGGUGCACGAUGGGUACCUAGAAUACCGCCAGAUACCUAAUAGUGUUCCUGCUCGCUAUGAGUAUCUGUGGGGUUUCAGAGCCCGAGCUGAAAUACCCAAGAUGAGAGUGCUGGAGGUCUUGGCCAAGAUCACAGAUACGGUUCCUAAGGCCUUUCCCAUGCUGUAUGAUGAAGCCCUAAGAGAACAGGAAGGAAGAGUCCGAGACAGAGCUGCGGCUGGAGAUAGGUUUCCUCCUUUCACCUACUUUUAG